Messenger RNA from Anarrhichthys ocellatus (wolf-eel), 2308 nucleotides. RefSeq names its product PRELI domain-containing protein 1, mitochondrial-like. The transcript is spliced from 5 exons. Gene Ontology annotation, cellular component: mitochondrial intermembrane space. The record is from RefSeq and is a predicted model, not a curated record. NCBI's taxonomy places the organism in Eukaryota, Metazoa, Chordata, Actinopteri, Perciformes, Anarhichadidae. Bases 1218 to 1835 code for a protein of 205 amino acids.
UUUCCUCACAAGGUUAGCCAGGAGCUAGUUACAAAAGCUCAACUUAAUUAACCUCGAUGGAGCUCUUGUUGUUAAGCCAGCUGUCAAGAUCUCAACACAGUCAUGAUUGAGCUGUAAAAUAACUAAUAUGCCGACUGUCACAUCUGUUUUAGAAGCUAGCUUGCUGUUAGCUAUCCAAGGAGCUCACCUCAUAGACAGUCUAUGGAGCUAACUUGUUAGCAGUAGCAUUAGCCAUCGAGCUAAGAACAAGUCCUUACCUCAGCUGCUGUAUAGCGCGAUGUAAAGCCAUAAGUCAAGGUGACAUGUGUACAGAUUGCGUAAGUAACGGUGACUUUACUCAGACACCACUUGUGUCAGUUAUUGUUAGCUGUUAAAAGCGCUAAGGACGUGUUAUGUUAUGCUGUAGUUUGGCAAAAAGGAUAUUUUAACUCAAACAUAAAAACAGAUCCUCCCCACAGUUAAUUAGGAAGACUCGUAUGAUACGUAAGAAGCAAUUGAAUUGUGCAGUUAAGAAAAGACAAAGAAAUAUAGUUAUUGUGUACAGGCAGGUAUGGAAGUGGAAGUAGGUAAACAACAAUGCAAAACAAGCUGUGUACAGUAUAUAGCGGUAUGGUUGGUGCUGUAUAGUUGUUGCUAGAUUGUAUGGGUGUGAGACGAAUGUUGGAAUAAUUAUUACAUUGGUGUUGUAAUAAGUUAAUCUAUACGGAAAGGUAGUUUUAUACAUCUAAUGAUGGAUAUGCAGCAGGAGUGGGAGAUAUGAAUACAAUCUUCUGUCACGUUAUAGAUAAUUGUAUGUUGUGAUAUCGAUAGAUAUGAAAGAAACAUUUCUUGCAUAUUUCUAACUUGCAGAGUAAGCCAGAAAUGUAUAUAUACCAAAUACAUGUACAUAAUCACAUCGAAGCAAAAAAAAAUACUGCCUUAAAGCAGUCGUGCUUAUAGAUAUGUAACAUUGACUACAGUGACCUAAUAUACCAACAAAUACUGAUAAGAUAGCUCUACCACAGUACAACUGUAUCAUCGUCAUCAAAACAAUAUCCCUUUACUGUCAAGUACAGUUGUUGGACAACAAAGGGAUAUUAUGUACAUGUUAUCACACAAUGUGAAAAUUAAACCGUAUUUAUAAUCUGUAAGUACCUUUGUAUUUAACGCUCACUGAUGGUUGAUAGAUUCGGUAAAGUUCUUUCUCAUCUCCUUCACAGGACUGUGCCAGAUUUUGGAUGGAGUCAGCACCCGAGUUUUCAUUGUCUUAUGAAGUUGCAGCCAGGUCACUCAGGGUUCGAAAUUCAAGCCAUCACACCCAUGUUCUCACAGAGGAUGUUGUGUACCGGGAGGUGACUGCGGACCACCGGCUUCUCUCCAGACGCCUCCUGAUGAAGACCAAUCGGCUGCCUCGAUGGGCGGAGCGUGUCUUCCCCGGCGGCAUGUCUCGCUCUGUGUACAUCAUCGAGGACUCCAUCGUGGACCCGGUCAACAGGACUCUGACCACCUACACCUGGAACCUCAACCACACAACUCUCAUGUCAGUUGAAGAGCGUUGUGUUUUCCAAGACUCAGUGGAGCAGCCAGCCACCACCCUGCUGAAACGAGAGGCGUGGAUAUCCUCAAAUGUUUAUGGCCUCUCCAGACCUAUUCAGGAGUUCGGAUUGGCCCGCUUCAAGAGCAAUCAGGUGAAGUCCAUGAAAGGGCUGGAACACGCACUGUCCAACUUACAGGGAGAGACGCCCCAGCGGCUGCUCAGGGACUCGGUGAAGGGCGCAUCGGAGAAGGCCAAGGAGACGGCUAAGAGCCUGGCUUCAGCUGCUGCUGGCCCACCGAAACCCCAGCAGUACGUGUGAGUGGAGGAUGUACCGGUGACAUGAACUCAACACGAUGCCUUUCGAUCAUCGAGGUCAUCUUGACUGGACUGACGUUUUCUGGGAUCUCGCUGAUCGCUGGUCGUCCUCCGGGGGUUUUUCUUUCGUGUAAAGCAGCUUCUCUUCUCUACGGGUUGGACUUUUGUCUCUUUCUUUCACGACUCUCAGCUUUCUGUCCUUGUUGAAUAUCAGGUGCUGAGCCUUUUGUCUGAAACAUAUUGCCUUUGUGGAAAAGUAACUACGUCGGAUAUAAAUGCACAUUUUCAUAUUUUGCCAAAUAUGUUAUUUAUUUAUUUAUUUAGCAUACUUAUCUAAACAUAGCACAAAAAGCAAGGAAAUGUCUGUUUGGUAGAUUAUUUCUUUGUUGUAACGAUGCUUCCUCAUUAGACCAAAUCAUAAUACUGUGAAGUUUUAUUUCAUCUUGAAAAAAGAAGAACAAGGAGUAUGUAUAUAUA